Molecule: messenger RNA, 486 nt
Organism: Drosophila nasuta
Lineage: Eukaryota; Metazoa; Arthropoda; Insecta; Diptera; Drosophilidae
Product: enhancer of rudimentary homolog
Exons: 2
Coding region: 91-405 (104 amino acids)
Source: RefSeq, a predicted model, not a curated record
UACAAUUUCACAGUAGCCGCUGACAAAGUGUAUCAAAAUCUGGGUUGUUAACAAUUUCUCCAAAUCAAUUCACUCAACAAAGUGCAAGCGAUGUCUCACACCAUUUUGUUGAUACAUCCAAAGCCAUCGUCGUCGACUCGCACCUACAGUGAAUACGACAGCGUUAAAGAAUGUCUGGAGGCAAUUUGUCAAAUCUACGAAGAGCAUCUGAAGCGACAAAGUCCCAAUGUGCCAACGAUAACGUAUGAUAUAGUAAAAUUGUUCGAUUUCAUCGACUCAUUUGUGGAUAUUGCCUGUGUCGUUUAUCAACGAAGCACUUCAAGCUAUGCGCCUUAUAGCAAAGAAUGGAUCAAGGAUCAAAUCUAUAUUUUAUUUCGCGAAAAAGCAAUGGAUACUGACAAUUAAAGAGUUUUACAAUUUGUUAAUUUUAUGAAUAAAAAUGUUGCAAGUUGUUGGCUAAUUUAUGAGCUUAAUUGUGAAAUGAAA